UGAUACAAAAGGCGCACAACAUGAUUGUUAACUUGUUUCAAAGAUACCAAAUUUAUUUUUGAUAAAACAAAAGUAACUUACGAAUUUCGCUCUAGCAUUUCACAUAAGCUCGACGAGUGUCAAUCGUCUUGGAGCAUGCGCACCAUCACCUUUGACGCGGACUUGCGUGCUUUCCUCAGUAAUUGGCCGCACGCCGACCAGUUCCAACUUGUUUCAACCGAUUCGUACUGGUUUAGGCCGGAAUUUUCGCGCGAGUUUCACCUGUCAAUGUAUUAAUAAUAAGGACGGAUGUAAUUAAAUAUUGACUAUAAUAGUAAGGACCAAGACACUGUUUAGAGUUAGUGAGUGGUAGUAAACUUUAGGAUAAGUUUUAAAGUUUAACAUACAAUUAAUAAACUUAUUGUAAGUAGUGUACGAAUAAUAGUGAAGUGACAAAUGGAUGUUUGACAUAAAGCUGCGAGUAAAGUCUGCAUUAACCCAGUUGCAGCUCGCUUUACGCUUCCUAUGCCGAUGCCGGAAGCAACACAACUACGACCUAGGGAGGCGAGAACGCGCAAACAGUCCCAGUGAAAAUGUAAUCUCACCGAUUUCGGAAGGUGUCUGAUUAAUUAUUUUAAAAACUGUUUGCUGGAGGAUGGAGUGGUUUCAGUCGAGCCCGACGAGAGCUCUUUCCCUGUGGACGUUGUUAAUCUGCAGCUUCAAUAUCGCAGGUCUCCGGCCGUUGUCGAGUGUCCAGGCGGAAUCUCUGGACGUCGUCAAAGUGACAGGGGUGUCGGGCGGCGAGGCCACACUUCCGUGCGACACCCGUUCUCCCCAGCCGCCUGAUGCGCUGCUGCUUGUAGUGUGGUAUAAGGACGACAUGCCUAUUUACAGUUUCGAUGGGCGAGUGAAAGGCCCCACAGCACACUGGGCUGACGAUUCCCUUGGCGGUCGAGCGGCUUGGCUGCCGAGUUCACCUACAGCACUUAGGCUGCACCAUGUGCAGGCCUCAGACCGCGCCAUGUAUAGGUGCCGGGUCGACUUCAAAGUGUCGCCCACCAGAAACCAUAAGAUCUCUUUAGACGUCAUAGAGUUACCGGAAAAACCGAAAAUAUUCGACGAACUAGACAAAGAAGUGAGCGGUGUGGCUGGUCCAUACAUAGAGGAUACCAGUGUCAAACUCACCUGUGUUGUAAGUGGAGGUAAACCAAUGCCACGCCUACGAUGGUGGCGGGAUGACAAGCCCAUUCACACCUUGGAGCCCUUGGAAGAUGGUUCUGGGGUCAGCACACUUGAACUGAAAAUCCCUCGGCUCACCAGGGAUUACUUAGAAGCUGUGUAUACCUGCACCGCGGAUAACACACUGCUGGUGCCUCCGUUGAGGGUUAACGUGCAAAUACAGCUAUACUUGAGACCACUGUUUGUGGAAAUUCUAGCCAGAGAGCAGCCGCUGUCUGUGGGUCAAGAAGCUGAAUUGGCAUGUCGAGCGGUGGGGGCGCGACCGCCUGCCAUUAUUACCUGGUGGCUCGAAGGGAAACAGAUGAAUGCUGAUGGGCCACAGAAGAACUCUGAGAACGGAAACGAGACAGUUUCGUUCCUGCGCUGGACCCCGCGAAUGGAGCACGACGGUCGAGUGCUGACCUGCCGAGCUACACACGCCACCUUAGAACACGUCACAAUUGAAACAACAAAGUCGCUUAAUUUGCAUUACAUACCCAUCGUAGCCCUACAAUUGGGCUCCAAACUGAACCCUAACGACAUAGAAGAGGGGGACGACGUAUACUUUGACUGCAGCGUACGAGCACAUCCACAAGCCUAUAAAGUUGUGUGGGAGCAUAAUGGUCAAAUUAUGACGCAUAAUCAGCGAGCAGGCGUGAUAGCUGGUCAGGCCCACCUUGCUCUACAGGGAGUCUCAAGAGAAAACGCCGGCAAAUAUGUGUGCACCGCAUCCAACGUCGAAGGCGACGGACGCUCUGCGCCUGUUACCUUGCAGGUCAUAUAUAAGCCUGUGUGUAAGAAAAAAGCGCCGGCAAUCGUUGGUGCAGCGCUGCAUGAAGCGGCCAGGGUGACUUGCGAAGUGGACGCUUACCCGGCACCGAAGAAUUUCCAAUGGACACUCAACAACUCCAUGGGGACUGUGGAGCUGGAUUCGGCAAAAUUCACGAUAAAGAACGGCCAGUCGAUCCUUACAUACACCCCUACUGCGGAAGGGGACUACGGAUCCUUAUCAUGCAGAGCUACAAACCUGGCUGGUCAGCAGAUGGAACCUUGUCGAUACACGCUGCUGCCAGCAGUGCGGCCGGACUCACCUUUCAAUUGUUCUUCCUUGAAUCUAACCGAAGAUUCAGUUGAGUUGCGAUGCAUGGCAGGUUACGAUGGUGGUCUACAUACAUUGUACUUCGUUGAGGCAUGGGAGCACGGCACGCUAUUGACGAAUUCUUCUGCUAUUUCUCCGGUGUGGAAGCUGCGCAAUCUUGGCUCCGGGAAAGCCGUGAAACUGGUUUUCUACGCAAGUAAUGCUAGAGGGAGAUCGGAGGCCACGACGCUCAGGGUGCUAACAUUAUCUCGGCUGGCAUUACAUACUGAAGCGAAAACCACAAAUGGCAGCAGUAUGGAGACCAGUUGGGCUUUAGGAAUUGUAGCGGGGGCAGUGGGGACUCUGGUUGUAGUCGCCAUCAUAGCCCUGCUCGCGAGGAGAAGGCAUCAUCGACCCAUGCAAUACGAAGCUCCAAUUCAAACGGUGAAGGCUUACAUGGGAUCAAUUCAGAGCAACAACCAUUCACCUAUUCAGCCCGAUGACAAAAAUCCGGACGUAAUACCCCUGGGUAAAGAUUUCAAUUGCGCUCGAGACUUGGAACGGCCACCCGAGCCUCCACCCUAUGGAGCUGUCAUGUCGCCGCCCGUGGGCUCCUCUCGAAGCGCGCAUAGCAUCCACCAGGACAUGCGAUCUAACGCUCCACACACGCCAAACACUCCCGCGUCAGAUAUUCAGAGUAUUGGGACCUUAGCAGAUGAUCGACGCAGCGUAACAAGCGGCACUCUGUCACGACGAAGAGAGGUCGUCACCACGAGGACUCCUCUUCUGGCGAACACUCGGGAGAGCUGCGUCUAGUCGGCAUAACUUGACAAAGUGGAGAGAGAACGCUCAAAAAAUUCGAAUGGAUAAAUAAAGGAACACGAAUUUAUACUAGCGUUAUUAUAUUUAUUUUGGGUAAAUAGGCCUAUAUUCUGUGUUAAACCGAUUAUGAAGCAGGUUUCGAAGAAGUUGAAGUUGUUGAAGACUGUCUCCUGGAGGCCGGUUUUAAAUUUGAAAAGUCAACUAGUUUUGUGAUUGUUAUGAUAUGACUUUGACAUGACUUGCAAUGCAUUGGGCUCGCACCAAUAAGCGCGAGCAAUUAAAUAAAUAUUAAAACCAUAUUAAAUUUAAGUUCUGAAUGCUGCAGCUGUUGCCAUUAGCAUAAAAUAUAAUUUUGAUCCAAAAGCAUUUUGUUUCAUCUCACCUGCUUGGGUAGGUAUUUUCACGCAGGUAGAGCUUGUGCAUGUACCACUAACAAACCAAUUAGAAUGAUAUUGGAAUCAUACUAGUUAGCUGUCAUACACGCGUUCAUUUCGCUCAGACUUCUCCGGACAAGUACCUAUUAGUGCGAGCGAGAAGCUAGGUAAUACCAGCUAGGUAUCUGAUAUGAUUCCAAUAUAAUACCGUUUGGAUGUUAGGUGCACGUUCGAAUUGGCCUGUUAUUAAUGCGAACCAAUGAAUCGGAUAUUUCUUUGUAAAUCAGGUAAGAAAAUACUCAAAUUAAAUAGUACAUAUUUAUUUUAAUUAUCGUUCAAUAUUUAUUGAUGGCCUGAUUCUAAUUUUAAUAUACGUAAAAUAAUAUUAGUUCUGGAUACGUUUAAUUGACGUUCAAACGAAAACGUCACUUUUGACACUGAUAAAUUCUAUCCAUACCUUAUCUAAAUCUAAUAUUUGACUUAUUUUAAAAAUAUAAGCAGGUCGCAAUUCUUAUUGUUUAUUGAAAUAAACAAUAAUUGUAACGGAUGAGAUUUUUUUAUUGUGUGAUAAAAUAUGCGAUCAAAGAUGUCUCGGUAAAAAAAAAAAAACACUUUAUAAAGGGUUAUCUAUUGUAUGCAACCUAAGCGGUGCAAGUUCGACUUGCAAUUGACCGAUUUAAUUUUUGUCUAUAAGCAGGUGUGAUGAAAAUAAUUGUGUUGUAUGUAAAACUCAAUCUCGUCACUUGAGUUACAAAAUUAAAUACUUUACUCUCGUUUACAAUGUGGACUAUAUUAAUGCCCUUAUAGCUUAAUAUACUACUUGAAUAACGAAUGACUGCAAGUUCAAAACACAUUAACCAGGGUUAGGUACAAGAUUUUAAUAAAUAAAAGCAACCAUUUUUUUUAUUACCAUAUAAAUUGUUGACAAGGAUAAUCUAUUAUAAUAAUAAAUUUUCAUAUCAAUUGCACAUAUUUAAAAUUUUAAUAUCUUGGCUCAAUAAUAAUAAAAAAAUAUGUGAAAGUAAAAUAAGUUGGUAGUUAUGACGAAUUUUGUAUGUUUGUGUUACGUUUUUAUAAUUAUUCAAUUUUUUUCGCUAUCCUUGAAAUAUACUGUUUUUUUUGCGACAAAUGUUACUAUAAUUAAAAAUAUUGCUUUAAAUGGGUUUUAAAAUGAAACAUAGGACAAUAAAUCCAAUUAAAUAUAAAGGUAUUUCAUAACCAAUUAAUGAAUACAAACUUAUAUCUUCUUUAACAAAACAGGUGCCCAUUUCUUUAGUUUUUCUGAAUACAACAUUAUUGAUAAUGUUACGUCAUAGUGUAAAUAAGAAAAUGUUACCAGGAGUUUAUGUUCAAGUCAAUAAUAAUAUCUAUACAUUUACCCCCUUAUUCAUAAACGUGUACUAAAGUUACGAUGCCGCUAAUAACGUUUGUCCCUUACCAUCAUACCAAUACGUCGGAAAGGGACAAACGAUUAUUAGCGGCACCGUAACUUUAGUACACGUUUAUGAAUAAGGGGGUUAAUAUUUUACGAAUGAAAUACGAAGGACGACUCUCAAUUUUGGAAAAUCUAUUAUAAUAAAUAAGUGGAAUACAUAAAGAAAAUAUAAGUAGUUAAAUGACUCUGCUAUUAAUAAUUAAUUAGUUCUAACAACUUUGUACGGCAUAUAAUUUUUAAUAAAAAUAAAUUCACUGUGAUGCUAUAAAGUUUAAUUGUUAUACUUUAUACUUUAAUUUGGGGUGUAACACUAAAACGAUGUAAGUAGUCUUUGUGAAUUAUGAAUUCUAAAGUAAUACAUAUACCUAUAAAUUAAGUAAAUGUUUAAUAGAUUUUUUGUAUAUAUGUAAAUAGAUGACACUAAUAUAAAUAAGAAUUAUUUAUGAAAUAUGUUGAAUUAUAUUUUAACUACCAAUAUUUCGCACUUGGUGUCCGGAAUUCGUAUUAUUUUAAAGGUGAAAAUGUGCUAUAAUUUGUAAUAUGAGAUCAUGAUUGAUGAUUAUGGUGAUGUCCUUAAUGGUUGUUUCAUUUGCUUGAGUACAAGUUUUUGUUUAUUUUAUAGCUAAGAUAUUGUAUUUUCUGACUUUCUAAAGACUUCUUGACAUAUCGUUAAUCUAAAAUAAAUAUGUGUAAUGUUUCUUGAAGGAAUAAAUUUGCUUAUUAGCAAAAUAUGUAAA
Cydia pomonella (codling moth) is the source of this 5643-nucleotide messenger RNA. RefSeq names its product hemicentin-1-like. The record is from RefSeq and is a predicted model, not a curated record. NCBI's taxonomy places the organism in Eukaryota, Metazoa, Arthropoda, Insecta, Lepidoptera, Tortricidae. The transcript is spliced from 18 exons. The coding region runs from base 635 to 3091 and encodes 818 amino acids.